Messenger RNA from Drosophila santomea, 1975 nucleotides. Its product is annotated as flocculation protein FLO11-like. Lineage: Eukaryota; Metazoa; Arthropoda; Insecta; Diptera; Drosophilidae. The coding region runs from base 103 to 1137 and encodes 344 amino acids. The transcript has a single exon. The record is from RefSeq and is a predicted model, not a curated record.
GAUAGUGGUUUCUAUCACAAUUUGGAACAAACCCUAAUUUUGAGUGACUACAACUUUUCCAAAAGCUAGACUUUCUAUAAUUUAUAAUUUUCUACUCAGAUAAUGGCGCAUUUAAUAACUGACAACAACAGUGCACCAUUGGUCGAAGAUGAUAGAACAGAAAACAAAGGCCAAGGCGAUGAGUUUGAUAUUGUACCGAAGAAAAGUUCUCAUGUGAGUGGAUCGAGAAAAAUCAUACCCAGAUCGCCGGAUGAAUCAGCCACCACAUCGAGAAGGCCCAGAUCAAGUAUUCCCUACAUUCGAUUGCAUUCAUUUCCAAGGAAAUACAUAUCCCCAAAAAAGGUGGAUCUUCAGAUCCGUUCCGCAGUCAAAGAUAACAUCAAAGAGAACGUUAUAGUUCCAUCUCCGGAUGAGAAAGCUAUAUUUGAAAGCGGCACUGCUCCACUUCCUAAUGGGAAAACCAUAUCCGAAGGAGCCACUGCUCCUCUGAAUGAGAAAUCUUUAUCCGAAAGCGGCACUGCUCCUCCUCCAAAUGAGAAAUCUAUAUCCGAAAGCGGCACUGCUCCUCCUCCGAAUAAGAAAACUAUAUCCGAAAGCGUUACUGCUCCACCUCCAAAUGGAAAAACUAUAUCCGAUAGCAUCACUGCUCCUCCUCCGAAGAAGAAAACUAUAUUUAAAAGCGUUACUGCUCCACCUCCAAAUGGAAAAACUACUAAAAAAAAACUAAAAACUAAAAAAAACUGCAUCACUGCUCCUCCUCCGAAUAAGAAAACUAUAUUUAGAAGCGUUACUGCUCCAUCUUCGAAUAACAAAACUAUAUCUAAAAGCAGUAAUGCUCCACCUCCGAAUGCAAAACCUAUAUCAGACAGCAAGGAAAAGUUUCAAAAGGAAGUGUACGUUGUUGAUACAGUAUAUUUUAAGGGCCUCGCACUGAAGAAGUUUAGAAGGAUCAAAAGACAAAAGCCAAAAAGCCGUUUCUUUUUGAUGCUAGAUGUUGGGGAUCGAUUUGUUACUCGCACGUCCAGUUCCUUUUUGGUGACCAUGGGUAUAUUCCUUAUGUUCCUUGUGAUUUGGGCCCUUGACUUUGAAGAACCAAUCGUAAGGAUUAAAGUGGCGGUGGGCGAUCACAUUCAAUGAUCGUUCCCGUUCUCGAUAGUAUUUUAUAUGAGUUCGUUGUGCAUCGAAAUUUCCAAAUUUACACUUUUUCUUUGUUGCAAAAGGAGGCAAAAUUAUAAUGUUGAAUCACAUAGCAGUUGGCAAGCCGUUUGGCAUUGUUCAAUCCAUUUUCGAAGCCAUAACAAAUGACACUUUUAAUCAUUGCAUAUUAACGGACUAAGCCCUGACCGAUACCCGCACUUUGUGCCGCUGAUUUAUGGCCCAGACAGCGACAUCCAACCAAAAAUAACCCAUUAACUAAAUCCGCAUUUAAUAAAUGCCAGCCAGCGGCAGCCAGAAAGGUAACAAAAGGGUUAAGACUGCCGAGGGAUCCGCCAAGUUGGCAGUUACAAGUUCCAAAGUUCCAAGUUACAAGACCGGCAAAUUAAUCACGCUGACGACUGCGACGUGGUUGAUGAUAUUGGUCGACUGAUGCUGACAUUGAGGAGCUGCCAGCCGCACCAGCCAUCAGUUAGCCAAGUAUCCCCAUCCCCAAUCCACAUCUACAUCCCCAUCCCAAUGGAUACUGUGCCCAAGCAUCCAAGUAUCCCACUGUGCCGGGGGCAUCAAUCUGCGGUCGAGUCUCAACUUUCGGGCACCGUGACAUGUGUGGAAUGCAGCCAGAAAUCGGAAUCAGAAGCGUUGACAUGACAACUCGAGAUGAGGGGUUCGCGAUAAGGACAACAACUUUCUAUGGCACGAGCAUGGAAAACCUUUCUGGGCCCAAAGCAUUGCUUAACAAUUUUUCCAGUUUGAACUUUACACUACAAAAUGCAUUCAUGGCGAAAAAACUGAUAAUAAAUAUAAUUACUGAAUGGUA